CGGAUACGGCGUGUGUCGCUCUUUCCUAUUUCCCGCGAAAAUUUACGUACCUAUUUCAAAUCCGAUUCUGAAAAUAUCGGGUUUAUAUUGUUUGUGGUUUUAUGUUGUUGGAGUGUUGAGCCUGUUUGUGUUUCGUGAACGAUUCUGUUUAUUAUUUUUGAGGAUUUUGGUUGUAACGACGGUUUUUUAAAACGUAACAGUGCAACUAAUGCCUUCAACCCCCCCGUGUCAUAUGCACCGGUGAACGCUGGCGUGGUACGGCGGCAUGCAAGCCGGCGGGUGGUUCCUCCCAUGGAGCAUGGGCAUGGGCAUGAAGCAGUACGCCGUGGCGCUGCCGAUGGGCGGCGUGGUACCGCUGGUGCCGCCGCUGCUGGCCGCGCUGCCGCCGCAGCCGCCGCCGCUGCGGCUCAUUGCGCCGCCGCCGCUGCCGCCCAACCAGCCCCAGAGAAAGGGAGAAAAGGACAGCGGCAAAAACUGCAUACUUUCCUGCGAGAAGAGAAAAGCGGAUGAUACAGACAUAAAUAAAGACUUGAAAAAGGCAAAGUUAGAGACCAAGGCGCUAAAGGCGAAGAGGCCGGGGUUCACAGACGACCGGUACAACGAGACUUCCUACUACAUCGAAAAUGGCCUCAGAAAAGUCUACCCCUACUACUUCACAUUCACGACAUUCACAAAAGGGCGGUGGGUCGGCGAGAAGAUUCUCGACGUGUUCGCGCGCGAGUUUCGCGCACACCCCGCCGCGGAGUACGAGCGCUGCAUCCGCGCGGGCACGCUCACAGUCAACUAUGAGCGGGUGGACCCCGACUAUCGGUUGAAGCAUAAUGAUCUGCUCGCUAAUGUUGUGCAUAGGCACGAAGUACCUGUGACCAGCCAACCGAUCACCCUCGUACAUAUCGACGAGGAUAUCGUGGUUGUCAACAAACCGGCCUCUAUCCCCGUUCACCCGUGUGGGCGAUACCGACACAAUACGGUUGUAUUCAUUCUGGCUAAGGAGUAUAACCUGAAGAACCUAAGGACCAUACAUAGACUGGACAGGCUAACAUCAGGGCUGCUCUUAUUCGGUCGAAGCCCCAAGAAGGCGAGACAGAUGGAACACCAGAUAAGAAACCGACAGGUGCAAAAGGAGUAUGUCUGCCGAGUCGACGGCGAAUUCCCUGAGGAGGAAAUAGAAUGCCAAGAGGCCAUAGAAGUAGUGAGCUACAAGAUCGGCGUAUGCAAAGUGUCAGCCAAGGGCAAGGAUUGUUCUACGGUGUUCAAGCGGCUGGGGUACAAUCCCAGGAGCAACACUAGCGUGGUGCUGUGCAGACCGAAGACUGGAAGAAUGCACCAGAUCAGAGUGCACUUGCAGUAUCUAGGUUACCCCGUAGUGAACGACCCCCUCUACAACCACCCAGUCUUCGGCCCACUCCGAGGCAAGGGCGGCGACACCGGCGGAAAGACAGACGAGCAGCUAGUCCGCGACCUCAUCGCCAUACAUAACGCGGAGAACUGGCUGGGAGUAGACGCUGGUGAUGAUGAUAUGCUGUUCUCGAAGCCUGUGCGUGAUGAUAAAGGUGUUGAAGAUGACUGCGACACUGGGCCAACCUCCAGAGAGUCGUCUCCAAGGCUGGAGUCACCAGCGCCAGGAGUGACGGCUUCCACUAUCAUGACGCCGACCCUACCAAGCCCCUCAAGCGCAGCAGAAGCGCCCCUGGACGCGUCCCCGGCAGUCUGCACCCUCGCGCCUUCGCCCACCCCCUCGGCAGCCAUGAACGACGACUCUAGUGACGCCAAGUCGGACAAAGUGACAGUGGCAACGCAGACGGGCUGCGCGGCCACCGCGACGAGCUCUGUCAGUUCGGCCAGCAGCUCCUCAGAUGCUCUGUCUCAUGACCCUCACUGCUAUGAGUGUCGAGUACGCUACCGUGACCCAAGGCCCAGAGAUCUGGUCAUGUAUCUGCAUGCUUGGAAGUACAAGGGGCCCGGCUGGGAGUACGAGACGGAGCUGCCACAGUGGGCGAGCGUGGAGUGGGACGAACCGGAGAGCUCAUAGUCACACGAACUGACACCAUUGCGGCGGCGCCUCGCCUCCUCGCUGUACAUCAACCACAGACCGCGGAAAUAUAAAGACUAAAUCAAGGUCAAUGUUAGCGUCUGCGAGGCAAGACCGGCUAGGCGGCUACUCUGUUCUGACUGGAUUUCGUGAUCGCAAAUGUUGAAAAUGUGUUAAGAUGGUCAUAUUUAACAAAGUUUCCCAUAAAACCACUGAUAAGCGAGACAGAAUCACAUCCAGAAACCUACAUUGAGAGCAUGUAUUUAUUCGUUCAUCGAAAGUUUGUUUGAUAUGACUAAUAUGAUUAACAUGUGGGAUCGCGAUCUUAAAAUCACUCAGUGCAAUUUCAGAAUAUUAUGAAACAAAACGUUUUAUGGAUUGUAUUUUCAACGCCAUACUAAUAACAAUAGAACUGUAGACGGUCUUACCUCACAGAUGGUUUCCUACAUUGAUCUUACUGAAACUGUUAAUAAUGCAAUUUGGACUGAUUUUAUUGAUAAUGUUUUAAAAUGAGAUGUUGAUGAUUGUUAAGCUGUUUUCACUUUUGUCAACUAGAUGGCCCCAUAAUCGUUGACUAGGACCGUAGUUACCAAUGUAAAUCGCGAGGUGCCGUUCGUUUGAUGAUGGUUUAAUCGGCUGUUAGUAUCGCUGGCGUACGUUUUAUAAUAACUAGACUAAGUGAGAAUUAGAGUAAGUAAUUUAGAUUAUUUCUGCGUACGAUGUUCCGCUCUUAUUUGGACCUCUUAUACUAGUUUCAUUAGCAGUGACCAGUGACUGUUGCACCACAGUGACAAUUGGCGCCCGAAAGUGAUACUUCGCCAUUCAUUGCCUGUUCAACAAAGAACAUUGACGCUGUUAGUUAUCAACCCACAAAUAAGCACCGAAUUGUCUGUGUCAAGUGUCAAUGUGGUGAAAAAGCCACAGAUCUUAGAUCAAUCCGAAUAUUAAGGCCUAGAUGUGUACAGCUGACACCAAUAUAAACUAUUCUGCUUGUCUUAUUACAAAAGCAGUAGGUACAGAUCUCUGAUCAUAAACAUUUUCACCUUGAUAUAAGUUUCGGUUUCAUUUCUAAAUUGUAGCAUCUAUGGAACUAGUAUUUUAGGCCUUAAUAUAAUGAGAUCUUAGAUUGAGCACUUAUUUUGAUACGUUCUUGAUCAUUUUCGGUUUUUUGUGUGUAGUUUACGAUUUUAGAUGUUUAUGUCAGUGUUCAGUUCCUAUCGGCCUAGGAUGUUUCGUCGCUUGUUGUAAUGUAGGACUAAGGAUGUAACGAUAGAAUAUCGGUAACUGUAAAAUAGUAUAUCGCUUUAACGAGGCAGGGUCAGAACCACAAUCAUAAAUGAAUAUAUUAAAAAAAUUGAAAUGAAAAUGAUUUAUAAAUAAAACACAAAGGGAUAGCUCUUCGUUUUAAUUCUCAAAUUUAUGUACAUUUUAUUAGAGAUUCAAAACGUGUGCGAUGAAAAACAGGAAUAUUUUUUGUUGUUUUUCACCCCGCAUGAAUAUUUUGAUUUCGAUCAAUCUUGGACCACUGCAUAUUUUCUUAUUAAAAUUGAAAAUAGGACCACUUUUAAACAUUUUUUAGAAAAGCUAUCUCGGUAUCAGUAGACAGACACGUGUCUAUAAUAAAUGCAUAAGUAAAAAUAAAUCUAAAAUAACGCAUUUUGUAGGCGGCAUAUAGUGACGUCGUCACAUUUUGGCUUCCAUAGUUUUGAGUAGAGGAGAAAUAAAAUUUUUAAAGUGUUAAGACAGACCUUCAGAAUUUUGUACUCGACUUACAUUGUGACAAUUCCGAAUUUUACUCUCUAAAAAUAAAAUUCUCUCUUGUAUUGCUUUUUGUGAUAAUGCAUUUAUUGUAUUUUCCUCUUCGCUGACAACUUUGAAAAAAGACAGUUUGUGCGUAAUUUUAACAUGACCAAAGCAAUAGGUCUUUAUGUAUUUCCAAAGACAGAUAUUAAGUUUACAAUAGAUGACACAGCAGAUCGAAGCACAUUUUAAAGACAUGGACGCGAUGUUCACUUCGAGGGCUUAGGCAAUGACAAUCUUACUUCGACAAACGCCAGCCGGACAAAAAACAUGGCAUCGAAAACUGUGACCAUAUCCAUAACAAUUUUUCACAUUAGAUUGGCGUUUUCCAUCAAUUAUUGUCACUUGGCUAAGCCAUAUUUUAUAUUUACGUUUGUGUGUUUUUAGUUCUAAGUUUUUUACGGUUUCAUUAUUCUUGUUUGGAUUGUUCUUAUGGUUUAUUAUUGUCGUUUAAACUCGAAAUGACACGAUGGUUGAACGCUGGUUCGUUUACGGUAGAUAUAUUUAUCUUAUCGUAGGUAUUAAAUGUAAAAGACAAUUCUUGUUAUUAAUAAAGUUUCACGAGCUUUCAUAAAAUUAGUUUGGAAAAAUAUAUAUUUUUCUUACUUGUAGUGUAGCAGUAGUAUGCAGAUAUGUUGUACCCUGUUAUAUAAUGAUAUUAUGGCGAGUUUGAAGUAAGCAACUAUCACUAUGUGAUCAUUUAAUUCACAUUUCAUAUAUCUAAAAACAACAGGAUACAUACACUUGCUGAUUUGUGUUGUUUUUGUAUAUAAGUAUUUAACUUUGUUAACAAGAUUAUGUACACAAAAAUGACAAAGACGUAAACUUAUCCCAACCAAAAAACGGAACACUAAAAAUACCUAUUUAAAAAUAUUUAGUGUCUAAACCUUGUUUAUGAUACGCUCGAUAUAAAAUCGAAUUAUAAACACCACAAAUCGGCUUACCUCGCGUGAUGUUAGCAUUCAUUAAGUCAUUAAUAAUAAAACUACGUUCAUUAAUAAUGAUAUUGGUGGUUAAAAUUGUUGUGUGGACUGCUUACUUCAAACGAAGCCUAUUUCGCUGUUGUUGCUAUCGGCUAUACAAUGUACAUAUAAUGCUAAUGUGAUUCUGCUAUCUCUAUUACUUUCGCAUUAUAUCUAUCACAUUCUCUAUUGUCUCUAUUGGGAUCAAAGUAAUUUAAAAGUCAGGGAAACACCCGAACAGUCACGUAAUAUUAGAAUUGUAAUCCAUGUUUUAAAAGAAUUUUGUAAAAACUGUAGCUGUACAGAGUAAGUAAUCAGUGGCAUAUCACCUAGGUACCACAUUGAGAUCAUUCAUGCCGUGUUGCAGAAUGGUCUCACCGACGAAUAUUGUUGUAUUUUUAUAGUGUUUAAGACAUGUUUAUACAUUAUGUUAAAUAAUUAAGCGAACUGUUUGGAUAACUGUAAGGCUGGCGGUCUUCUAAGUUUUAGAACGUUUCAAAAGAAUAUCCCCCAGUCUUACUUUAUCAUGUUUUUUUACUUUCUCAGUUCUGCCUCUCGACAUGUUUAUGCAUGUCGCAUUCGGUUUAUCAUUUAUUUGUAAGAAAUUUUCAUGUGCCUUCUCAAAUAAUGAAAGAGUAAAGAUAACUUGUAAUAGUAAUGUUUUUUAAAUUACAGUUACAUUGUAAUUGUUACACGUUUUAACGUAAGUAGAGACAUUUGGCACUCACGAGUUCGAGAGGUGCUCAGAGGAUAAUCAUCAUAGUUUUUUACAUCGUU
Leguminivora glycinivorella is the source of this 5571-nucleotide messenger RNA. RefSeq names its product RNA pseudouridylate synthase domain-containing protein 2-like. The record is from RefSeq and is a predicted model, not a curated record. The coding region runs from base 266 to 2032 and encodes 588 amino acids. Gene Ontology annotation, biological process: pseudouridine synthesis. The transcript is spliced from 14 exons. Gene Ontology annotation, molecular function: RNA binding; pseudouridine synthase activity. NCBI's taxonomy places the organism in Eukaryota, Metazoa, Arthropoda, Insecta, Lepidoptera, Tortricidae.